Messenger RNA from Thyridium curvatum, 1623 nucleotides. RefSeq lists its product as uncharacterized. The record is from RefSeq and is a predicted model, not a curated record. The transcript is spliced from 2 exons. Gene Ontology annotation, cellular component: cytoplasm. NCBI's taxonomy places the organism in Eukaryota, Fungi, Ascomycota, Sordariomycetes, Thyridiales, Thyridiaceae. Bases 1 to 1623 code for a protein of 540 amino acids. Gene Ontology annotation, molecular function: cysteine synthase activity; cystathionine beta-synthase activity.
AUGGAGACGUUGAAUAACAUCGCCAACGGCGUGGCCAAGCUGGCCGGGCAGGCUCUUCCCGAUGGCAGCGACAACAUUGGCACGAAGUCGGCCCUCGACCUGAUCGGACACACGCCGCUUGUGCGCCUCAACAAGAUCCCCCAGUCGCUUGGCAUCAAGGCGCAGGUUUUCGGCAAGCUCGAGCUCGCCAACGCCGGCGGCAGUGUCAAGGACCGGAUAGCAUUGCGCAUGAUCGAGGAGGCAGAGAAGAGCGGGCGUAUCAAGCCUGGUGAUACCCUGAUCGAGCCUACCAGUGGAAACACUGGCAUCGGCCUCGCCCUGGUCGGCGCUGUCAAGGGCUACAAGACGAUCAUCACGCUUCCCGAGAAGAUGUCUGCCGAGAAGGUGUCUGUCCUCCGCGCUCUGGGGGCCACUAUCAUCCGCACUCCGACCCAGGCUGCCUGGGAUAGUCCCGAGUCGCACAUUGGUGUGGCGAUGCGCCUCCAGAAGGAGAUUCCCAACUCGCACAUCCUCGACCAGUACACCAACGUCGACAACCCGAGAGCGCACGAGUUUGGCACCGCGGAGGAGAUCUGGGAGCAGACCAAGGGCAAGGUCACCGCUGUCAUUGCUGGCGCCGGCACUGGCGGUACCAUCACCGGCAUUGCGCGCGGCCUGAAGAAGCACAACAAGGACAUCAAGAUCGUUGCCGCGGAUCCCUAUGGCAGCAUACUGGCUCUGCCGGAGAGCCUCAAUGACGUCAAGGCCAACAUCCCCUACAAGGUGGAGGGCAUCGGCUACGACUUCAUCCCCGACGUUCUGGACCAGCACAUCGUCGACAAGUGGUACAAGACGGACGACGAAGAGUCCUUCAGGCUCGCCAGGAGGCUAAUCGCCGAGGAGGGCCUCCUCGUGGGCGGUAGCUCGGGAUCGGCCAUGGCGGCCAUGGUCCGCGCCGUCAAGGACCUCAACCUCGGCGCCGACGACGUCGUGGUGGUGGUGCUACCCGACAGCAUCCGUAGCUACCUCUCCAAGUUUGCCGACGACGACUGGCUGGCGGCCAACAACCUGCUCGCGGCGGUCAACGGGUCCGAGGCCGAGCUGGAGCACCAGAACAAGACGCUCAACAACAGCAAGCGGCGGCCGAGCAACCCGUACGGCACCGAGACGGUGCGCACGCUGCGCCUCAAGCCCGUCACGUCGGUCAUGGCGGACAGCCCGUGCGCCGAGGCCAUCGAGACGAUGCGCGACAAGGGCUUCGACCAGCUGCCCGUGCUGAGCCCCUCGGGCGGCCGGCUCACGGGCCUGGUCACGCUGGGCAACCUGCUCAGCUACAUCUCGCGCGGGCGCGCCAAGCCGACGAGCCCCGUCAGCGAGGUCAUGUUUGACUUUGGCCGGUUGGACGAGGUGGUCACGGACCCGCGCGACAUCAUGUCCGGCGACGCGGUCGCGGCGUCGGGCCGCAAGCGCAAGUUUGUCGAGAUCACGAUGGACACGCCGCUGACGGUGCUGAGCAAGUUCCUCGAGUGGAACAGCGCGGCCGUCGUGACGGAGAAGAACGCCGGCGACCGGCUGACCAAGCCCGUGGCCGUCGUGACCAAGGUCGACCUGCUGACUUGGAUGAUGAAGGAGAUGAAGAACUGA